Tripterygium wilfordii is the source of this 809-nucleotide messenger RNA. RefSeq names its product tetraspanin-15-like. The record is from RefSeq and is a predicted model, not a curated record. The transcript is spliced from 2 exons. Gene Ontology annotation, biological process: auxin-activated signaling pathway. Gene Ontology annotation, cellular component: plasma membrane; plasmodesma. Lineage: Eukaryota; Viridiplantae; Streptophyta; Magnoliopsida; Celastrales; Celastraceae. Bases 14 to 805 code for a protein of 263 amino acids.
UCCGAAGACAAAGAUGGCGGAAGGCAAACCAAUUCAACCAAAAACCAUUUCAGGCUUAAUCUCGAUUUUCUCUUUUGUUCUUUCUCUUCCAAUUCUUGCUUCAGUGGUUUGGCUAUGGUACAUGAAGGAUUAUGACUGUGAAAACCUAUUGAGGCUACCAAGAUUGCAGGUUGGGAUCUGCAUUGGCAUGAUUGCGCUCUUCGUAAUCAGCAAUGUCGCCGUGUUCUUGAGAUCUCGAGUACCGAUUGUGGGGUUCCUCCUAGUUUUGGUGCCAUUGAUUGUGAUGCUUACAAUGGGGCUUGCACUUGUGGGUGCAUAUAACAUGGAAAGUCGAAAAAUAUUUGCUUCUCCAAGGUGGUUUAAAUCGAAGGUCCAUGAUGAUAGGAACUGGCAAAACAUUAAGUCUUGUAUUUAUGAUUCAAAUGUAUGCAAUGAUUUGGUUUCCAGAUCAUUGACGCUCAAAUCAUACGAUUUCAGCACAAAGAAACUAUCAUCCUUAGAGUCUGGAUGUUGUAGACCUCCAGUCUUAUGUGCAAUGGAGUAUGUGAAUGCUACAUAUUGGAGAAAGCAAGAUCAAGAUUCGAGCAACAAAACGUAUACGUUGUUCAACGGGGACUGUGAUUCAUGGGAAAAUGAUUCCAACUUAUUAUGUUAUGACUGUCAAAGUUGCAGAAAUGGUUUUCUGAGAACAAUGGAAAGCAAAUGGUGGAAACUAGGAGUUUUCCUUAUAGUGAUGUCGAUAUUGCUCACUGCAUCUCAUUUGUUGCUGUUUCUUGCUGCAAUGUGGGAGCGGAUCCAACAAUAGAAGC